AUGCCUCAGGGCACUGUAGACGGCGAAUGGACAGCAAACGAGCAGACGGAGACGACUGGACAUACGAAAGGAGCCGGAAGAAGACGCAGAAUAUGGAGAUGGCUCUGGCGUAACCUCAACUUCUACCGCGUGCACCUUACGGCUUUCAUCAUCACGCCGAUACUCGCAUCAAUAAUCUUUUACCUUUCCAACGGGCAGUAUCAUAUCUCAUAUGUCGACUCACUUUUCCUGUGCGUCACCUCCAUGACAGUCAAUGGUCUUAGCACCAUCAAUCUCAGCACUCUAACUGGUUUCCAGCAAGCCCUUAUGUACAUCCUCAUGUGCGCGGGACACCCCAUAGCCGUAUCUCUUAUCAUCAUACAAUCACGCAUGUGGAUGUUCGAGGAACACCUUGAACCUCUGGUUCGGAAGCGAAGAGAAGAGCGCGAGGCACGCAAACUACGAAGGGGAGAAAGUAAAUGGUCGACUCGGAUACUAACUCGGAUCAAAACAUGGACCAAACGAGAUGAGGCAAAGGUCGAUGUUGAACUCGCCGAGACGGACGGCGAUUCGACAAGCGUGAAGAGGGGUAGACUCAGGGCCAGUAUGAUCAGACGCGUCAACAAUGCACCACAAAGAAUUAACCCGUCUGGUCUCGUCAUGGACUCGCGAAUGGCAGAAGCGGUUUCCCAACCUCCCCCGACGAUCGAAGCAUCACCCCCAAUACUACAUGAAUCCCCCAGAUCAAUGCCGACGCAGAUAUCCCAAGAGUCUCCACCGGCGAUAGAGAUCCGCCAAGCGACUGGGGACAACGAGGCAUCUCCUGGCGAUUCGACGGUCAUGUAUCGUUCCCCCACAAUCUCUCUUGCAAAUCGUAGACCUACUCGUGAUAUCCGGCAAAACUCGAUCAUGGCUGAAGACAAGGCGACCACCUCCGCCUUUCCUCACAGUCAAACAAUCGAGUUUUCUCUCUCAAAGCCAGCCAGAACAACCUCGAUUGAUAGAGAAGCAAAGCGAGAUUUUUCUUCAUUCUCUAUGCAGGGUCACAGCGAAAGGAAGGAGAGACAAAUGUCACACCCUGUCGAUACAAUGUCGCGCAGCUAUGGUGGACCAGGCCUAGACCGCUAUCCUUCAAGAGUCGCAACUACGUUUCCGAGAACGAUGACUGGUGCAAGUCAGCGCCGUAAAGGUAGCAAGCAUACUGGUUUUGGAGGAUUCCCAACCCCAUACAGACUUUUGAUCAAGUUUGUAUCAUGGAUGGCUCCCGGUCUUGCAGAACGAAUUCGACUGCGACUCACUGUCCCUCGUACACCAUCGAUGGCGUUCAAAAACACGAAGUCCAUGGCGGCAGAGACAAUCGAAGCCGCGCUCCAAACAGAGCACAAAUUGAUUGAGAAAGACUUGGAGUUUUUGGGUGGCGUCGAAUACAAAUCUCUGAAAUUGCUUCGUCUCAUUGUCCUUUCAUAUCAUAUUGGGAUCCAGGUGAUUGGAAUGGCCAUAAUAGUGGGAGAAGCUUCUCGUAAAAAGUGGUUGCCGGCUUUUGAGGCCCAACCAAGAUUCGUCCCACCUGCAUGGUUCGCAGUCUUCCAAGCAACGUCGGCCUACACAAAUACGGGAACGUCGCUCAUGGAUCUUUCCAUGAUCCCUUUUCAGGGUGCGACGCUCAUGAUUAUCACCAUGUUCAUCUUGAUUCUCGCCGGAAACACUGCCUUCCCUAUUUUUUUGCGGCUUAUCAUUUGGGGUAUCAAAAAAGCUACGGAUGCAAACGCGCCAAUUCAGUCCCAGCUCCACUUUCUGCUCGCGCACCCCAGAAGGUGCUUCAUCUACCUUUUCCCUUCACAUCAAACAUGGUUUCUCUUGACGAUGAUUGUGACACUCACGAUCACGGAUUGGGUUUGCUUCCUGGUCCUCGAUAUUGGCAACCCGGUCACGGAAGCUGUUCCUGUAGGCACACGAGUUCUCAUUGGCCUAUUGCAAGCAUCGGCGGUGCGAGCUGCCGGCUUUGCGACGAUCAGCAUCAGCGCGUUGGCUCCUGCAGUCAAAGUUCUCUAUGUGAUCAUGAUGUAUGUAUCAAUUUAUCCAGUCGCGCUCUCCGUGAGAGCAUCGAAUGAAUAUGAAGAACGCUCCUUGGGGAUUUUCGUGGAGCCGGAUAACGACUCGGAGAGCAGCAGUCUACUCAGCCAAGAACGCGAGUUUGGGAAGCGGACUGGUGUCAGCAGGAGAAAGAUUUGGGGUGAAUACCUCGUUUGGCAUGCUAAGCAACAGCUCGCAUUUGACAUGUGGUGGUUGGCUCUGGCCCUCUGGCUUAUAUGCAUCAUUGAGCGAGGGCCUCUUUCCGACAACACAGAGUUGCGUUGGUUCGACAUUUUCACAGUUAUCUUUGAACUGGUCUCCGCUUACGGCACGGUUGGUCUGAGCUUGGGCGUUCCCUUUGACAACUUUUCUACCAGUGGUGCCUUCAAACCGUUGUCCAAGUUGAUUAUGUGCGCCGUAAUGGUCCGUGGUCGCCAUCGCGGACUCCCUGUCGCUAUUGAUCGGGCUAUUGUGCUCCCGAGCGAGUAUAAUAAGGAGAAUGCAUUCAUGCCACCGUUCGAGGGGUUCAACUCUCUAGGAGCGGGUGAAAUGUCGCAUGGGAGGGUUUCUUCCAUCAAACCGAGCAAUCCACCCGUCGAGCCAGAGCCACACAUUCCCAAGAUGCACUUGGAAGCAGUUCCUGAGUCUGGGCAACCUAGUCCAGCUAUGAAGCCAAUGCAAGAUGGCAGACCAAUCAGCCCCUCCGCGCUCUCCUUCUCGACACAAGAUACGCGCGAAGCAUCCACAACAAGGGAUGGGAGCACACCCCAAAAAUAA
Messenger RNA from Serendipita indica DSM 11827, 2829 nucleotides. The record is from the annotation of a GenBank genome assembly. Lineage: Eukaryota; Fungi; Basidiomycota; Agaricomycetes; Sebacinales; Serendipitaceae.